Messenger RNA from Closterium sp. NIES-67, 1365 nucleotides. Lineage: Eukaryota; Viridiplantae; Streptophyta; Zygnematophyceae; Desmidiales; Closteriaceae. The record is from the annotation of a GenBank genome assembly.
AAUUCAUGUGCUCAGGUUCACUCUUAUAAGACUUCCGCUGUCUUACUAGUCUACCAUUCCAGCAAAGAUCCUUGGUUAAGUACUUGUGGUUGCAGAUUCUAUAAUUAGUCUCCUACACCACCUGGCAAAUUAUUACAUGGUAUGAGAGCUGUCUGGAAUUAAGACUACAGUAAAAAAUGAGUGGAACAACGCCAGCACAAUCUACUGGAUCAAGUUCUGGAACUACUGGAGUACCUGUCUCCACGAGCGCCACAGGUCUCUCAGCCUCUGGACCGCUUCCACCGGCUUAUGCGCAUAUCGGUAUGCAGCAGCAGCAACAGAAUCCGCCUUCUGUCAGCACUCCAGGGACUUCAUCGACUACACCUGCAGCACAACACCAACAAACACAGACAACAGCACAACAACAGACAACAGCACAACCACCGUUUUCAACUGAGUCAAUAUCGUCAGCGUUUAGUGGAAUGAACCUUGACAGCUCCAAGUUCUGGCUCAUUUGCCUUCUCACCUUUUGCGCAGCAGCCACAGUCGCAGCAGCAGCAGCCCUUUUACAUCUUCGGGCGUUCACCUGCUCAGCAACAACAACAGCAACAGUCACAGCAAAAUCAGCAACAACAGCAACAUCAGCAGCAACAGCCACAGCAAUUUCAGCAACAGCAACAGCCUCAAAAACCGGGUAUUAUCUUUCGACCGCCAAAUUUGCUUAACAAUACACAGAUCAAGACCACCAUACCUUUUAACGGAGUGGAUUUUUACUCAUGGAGUUUCGAGUUUGAGCUUCUGUCGCAGUCCGCUGGGCUAUGGCCGUUCUUCACCGGCGAGUUUACGUAUCCUGUUAUGGGAACACAAUUGGAGCAGCAGAGUUUUUUGCACGCCUCUCUCGGGGCGUAUACGGUUCUUGUUCGGAACUUAUCGCCAAAGGAGCAGCUUGGCAUUCGAUCUUUUCAUGCAAGUUCUACUCCAGCUGAAACUGCAUCGAACCACUUGAAGGGGGUGUACAUGGCAAAAGGUACAAUAACAGUGAGUAAGAUUCUUUCGCAGCUGACAAGUGUGCAAAUGAUGACAAACGAGAACGUCAUGGAUAACGUCAAUCGAGUUCGCACACUACGAGAUCAACUGGAGAAGAGUGGUGGAUACUUCCCUCGUGAAAUGUAUCACACGGUCCUUCUUGCUUGCCUUGGACCCGAAUGGCGACAUACGCGCGCCUUCUUGCGCAUGAACCCGAACCUAUCCGAAGCUGAAAUUUCCUCGUAUCUUCAAGCAGAACAGCAAGAUCUUGACCUGCAGUCUCAACGCAACAAAAGGGGGAAUAUGCAACUCAGUUUCUAUUCAACACCAACUCGGCGUCCUCGAUUCUUCUAUCAUACU